Molecule: messenger RNA, 1369 nt
Organism: Nilaparvata lugens (brown planthopper)
Lineage: Eukaryota; Metazoa; Arthropoda; Insecta; Hemiptera; Delphacidae
Exons: 2
Coding region: 115-873 (252 amino acids)
Source: RefSeq, a predicted model, not a curated record
AUGCUUUGCACACGAACACGCUUUGUUUACUUUGGUUUUGGUCGUCCUGUUUGUUUCCCCGUGGGCUUGGUUAGCCUAAACUUGAAGUUAUCAUAAAUAUUAUUAAUAUUAAUAAUGAUGUCCAUGCGAAAACGUACCCAAGUUAUGGAAGAAUUCAUCAAACUUUACGAAUCACUUCCCUGUUUGUGGCAAGUUAAAAAUAAGGAAUAUCGUAAAAAGCAUUUAAGAGAGGCUGCUUAUAACAAACUUCUUGAAAAACUGAGGGAAAUUGAGCCCGAUUCAGAUAGGGAUUACGUAGUAAGAAAAAUAAAUUCUUUUCGAAGCUGUUUUAGAAGAGAAUUACAAAAGCGCAAUUCUUCAAUCAGAUCAGGAGCAAGUGGAGACGAUAUUUACAAACCAAAGUUGUGGUACUUCGAUCUGUUCUACUUCCUAGAAGAAUACAAUUCUACAAAUGACAGUUUUGAUGAUAUCGAGCUUACUGAGAACUGGAAUGAGGACUCACUCCAAGAAGAGACUCUAAGUGAAGAAUCAUUCUCAAUGCAUCCCAGUCCUGUAAGCCGUACACAAUCAGAAUGUGAAGUGCCUCUCUCCUCAUACAGGCCUACAGCAAAACGAUUGAGAACCGACGUACCAACUAGCAAAUUGUACAUAGUUUGUGAUCAUGCUCAGAAGAGCUCUUCUCAGGUAGAAGACCGCUAUGACCUGCUGGGCAAGUCUAUCGCAUGCAGGAUUAGAGCUUUAGAUAAACGUGAGCGACAGAUUGUUGAAAAAAACAUUAAUGACAUUCUUUAUGAAGCAGAAAUGAAAGUUCUUGACGCGCCUACACAUCAAUACAACUUCGACUGCACAAUUAAGGUCGAUUCACACAUUUAGGACUGGACUCGUAUCUGACUAGUGUCGUACCGUGUUGGAUGGAAUCUUUCAAACGGUAUGUGCAUUUGAACAACACGGAGACGGUCGUGAUUCACUUCGAUAGGACUUUACCAGUGAUGGACUAUGACUGGACCGCUUUUAGAGCGAUCUUUCAAGGACACGAUCUAUCACAGUCUGAGUCCAGUCCUACAUGUGUGGAUCAGCUAAGGACUGCGCUACGAGUUUUGUAUAUGUAUAUUGUUUGUACUUGCCAAGAAGAAGAAUAGAGAUGGUUUGAAUUUCAAUUUUGCGACGCACACAGACGUCCAUCAGUUUUCAUAUGUCUACUCACGUCUGAAUGCUGGUAUUUUAAUUUUUUCCAUCUGUAAGCAUAGUUGUGAGCGUUCGAUUUACUCAGACGGACAAGCAUUACGUCAUAUCAGCAUAAACAAUGAGAAUAUAUUUCGUUAUUCUAUAAUACAUUUCAAGGAAACAUUAAUAACAACAGUCCAGUCGU